AAUGUCUACCGCAAAGAGAUGCCCACCUUUUCGAGCCGAGCACGUUGGAUCUCUUCUCCGGCCCCAGGAGCUAGUACAGAAACGCUAUGAUGUAGCUGCAGGCAAGGCUACCCAGGCAGAUCUUACUCCUUUGGAAGACAAGUCCAUUGCCGAGGUUGUGAAGCUGCAGAAGGAUGCAGGUUUCCAUGCCAUUUCCAGCGGCGAAUAUGUCAGGCACAUGUUCUGGGGUACCUUUUUCGAGGAGCUAAACGGAAUGAAGGAGCUUCAACUGGGUGUUAUGAAGGGAUACGAUGCGAGCAUUUUCAGGCCAUAUGCACCAGAUGUCAAAUCCUUCUUUGAGUCAAAGGAAGUCCCCAACCAAGUCACCGUAUGCGUCGGCAAAAUCUCACACCCCGGCCACUCGAGCAACCAGCGCGAAGUCGACAUAAUGAAGAAGCAAGUCCCGGAAAGCGAGUGGAAGAACAUUAAAAUCACAAUCAUCUCCCCAACAUGGUAUCACUUCCGCUACAAGGCCGGCAGGGCUUACCCAAAAGACGUCUACGCAAACGACGAAGAAUAUUUUGAGGACGUAGCAAAGGCAUACCAGGAAGAACUGAAAAUCCUCCACGCACAAGGCAUCAAAAACAUUCAGAUCGAUGACCCCAACUUGGCGUAUUUCUGUUCCCAGGCUAUGUUGGAGGGGUGGGCUGCUGACAGCGACAACGACAAGACGGCCGACGAGAUGUUCGAUGCCUACGUCAAAUUCUACAACAAGUGCUUUGAAAGGCCCUCGGACAUGCACCUCGGUAUUCAUCUCUGCCGUGGAAACUACGUGGGAAGCAGGCAUUUCUCCGAAGGUGCCUACGAUGCCAUUGCUAAGAAGCUCUUCCAAGACCUCAACGUCGACACAUACUACCUUGAAUACGACACCCCACGCGCCGGCGGCUUCGAACCCCUCGCACACCUCCCCAAGCACAAAAACGCCGUCCUCGGCGUCGUGACUUCCAAAUUCCCAAAACUAGAAGAGAAGGACGAGAUGAUCUCCCGCGUCCAGCAGGCCGCCGAGUUUGUCGCAAAGGGCACAGGACAGUCAAAGGAAGAUGCGCUACAACAGCUCUGUGUGAGUCCGCAGUGCGGAUUCGCCAGCCACGCUGAGGGUAAUGCGUUGGGUUAUGAGGACAUGAGGAAGAAAUUGCAGCUUGUUAGGGGCGUUGCUGAUGCGAUCUGGCCGGGACAGUCGUAG
Messenger RNA from Periconia digitata, 1222 nucleotides. The record is from the annotation of a GenBank genome assembly. Lineage: Eukaryota; Fungi; Ascomycota; Dothideomycetes; Pleosporales; Periconiaceae.